UUCACCGCCUUCAACAGGUCCAGAAUCUUCUCAAAUGGCGGGAUUCUUCACGUCACUGUUUCAAUGGUUCACAGGGUUAUUCUUUUCCAAACAGGCUGAAAUUGCCGUCGUUGGGUUACAGGCUUCUGGGAAGACCUCGUUUGUCAACGUUAUAACCUCUGGCCAGUGGAGCGAAGAUGUUGUGCCCACCGUGGCAUUCAACUUUCGGAAGAUCAGGAAGGGCAAUGUAACACUGAAGAUUUGGGACGUCGCUGGUCAGCCAAAGUUCCGCUCCAUGUGGGAGAGGUAUUGCAAUGGAGUGGACGCGAUUGUUUAUGUUGUGGACGCCGUUGACCAAGACAAGUUCAACACUGCACGCUUUGAGCUACACCAACUCCUUUCGCAGCCUGGGCUGGCAGGAGUGCCACUGUUGGUGCUCGGGAACAAAAACGACUUGGACGGGCACGCUUCCGUCAAAGAACUGAUCAAAAACCUUCAACUGGACAAGAUUACAGAUAGGGCUGUGUCGUGUUACUCGUGUUCGAUGAAGAGCCAGCACAAUCUAGACAUCGUGUUGCAAUGGCUAGCAUCCAAGAGUCAUUAGGCAAGCACAUCCCCACAAGCCUUCCAUUUCACACCACCACUCUGUAUUAUUAUUCCCCCUCUGGAUAUCUGUCGGCUUGGACAUUCGCAGUUUCGCUUCCUUCUGGAAGUCUUUCAGGUGUAUAUCAUUGUUUCGUCAUAUGCUAUUCCCGGGUAAUACACGCGCACGCAACUUGCAUA
This is a messenger RNA of Coprinopsis cinerea okayama7#130, 762 nucleotides long. Its product is annotated as Arl8a protein. Gene Ontology annotation, biological process: protein transport. Gene Ontology annotation, cellular component: lysosomal membrane. The record is from RefSeq and is a predicted model, not a curated record. Lineage: Eukaryota; Fungi; Basidiomycota; Agaricomycetes; Agaricales; Psathyrellaceae. The transcript has 12 exons. The coding region runs from base 35 to 583 and encodes 182 amino acids. Gene Ontology annotation, molecular function: GTP binding; GTPase activity.